This is a messenger RNA of Stegodyphus dumicola, 2234 nucleotides long. RefSeq lists its product as uncharacterized. Lineage: Eukaryota; Metazoa; Arthropoda; Arachnida; Araneae; Eresidae. The record is from RefSeq and is a predicted model, not a curated record.
GGUUCUUCCGCAAACAGUUUUGGCGGAUCUGAGAAAAGAAAUACACAGGCAACUUGGAAUUGAUUCCGUCCCAGAACAUUUUGUUUUCCUCCGAUCAGUUGGAAGAAAUUUCACACAAAAAUUUUCAGGAGUUGGGAAUGAACCAGAGGAGUUAGCAAUGGCUUCUGACGAAGAUGAGUGUUGUGCGAGAAGUCUGGAGAGCAGGUUUAUGAGUGCUACCAUGGAUUUCACGUGGCUCUUUGAAAUGGAACUUUUGGAAUGGGUCCGACCGAAGCAAGAAAUGGAGAUGAAAGUAAAGAAUUACAUUCCACCUUUUGCUCCAGAACCAGAAUUAUUUUUGAAAGAGGGCCACUACACAGGGCCCAAUAACUGGUCUCAGGGAGAAGACAGCGGUCUUGAAGAAAGCCUAGCAGACAGCAAUAGUCAGCGAUCACAUGACAGAGCUACUCCAGAAAGUUUAACUGAUGAGCACCAUAUCGUUUUGCCCAAGUUGACGGACUUUCUAGACAUUCCUGUAGGGUCAGGCCUCGAUGAGAACGGUGGUCGGUCUUCAAUGCCUCCUGGUGCAAUGACCAUCUCCAUGUCGGCAGAUGACCUCUCGUCCUCCAGCAUCUUCCACAGAGCGAGUGGUAAUCGUAAAGUGCUGGGGGAGGUCCCACACGUACGUCCUAUCAGAACAGACCAGAGAUUCGUCGAAGACAGUCGUUAUCGUCGCAUAAGAGAGCGCAGCCUUGACAAAAGCAUACUCUCAAGCAACAAACAAAGGGACCGCGAGGCGACCAAUGCAGACCACAGAGAGAACAUGAGAGAUGGAAGCUGGAACAGGCGACAAAAACGAGGCACAUCGAAGGAGCGUGGUGGCACACAGCUACCUACCUGGGCUGAAACAAGGACUACUCGUCUGCGAAGAAGCCGUGCUCUCGGAGAAAGUAACAGCAAUGCCACCUCUCAACAAAAAAAAAAGCGCGAGGUAAGCAGAUCGAAAACAAGAGAGCCUCCCCCUCCCCGUCAUCCGUUCGAUGCGGAAGAUGAAGCAGAAGAGGAGGAGCCUGGCAAAAUUCUGAUGGACCGAAUUAGGGCCAAUUCCAGGUGUCUCAAAGCCCAACUCGCAUCUCGCAGGACAGUGACGGACACAGGAUCUGCAAGCGCCGAACGCCCCUCCAGGGAGAGGAAGGCUGAAAAUCACAAAAACGGGAAAGGACACAACGGCGUGUACACCAUGCACGCGAGGAAGAACCGUAGGGGCGGUAGCGAGAAUGAAGAACGAGCGGAGGGCAUCGUUGAGGUCGAAACGACGGCGGUCAAGCUCCUCGACGAGCAAGGUAACGAGAUAUCCAAAGAAAAUCCGGUCACUCUUCGUAAUGAUGAACCGAAAGAAGAGCCGGAAAUUGUUCACCAGCAUACACUGUCUGUGGAUGGACAAGAUGGCCGAACGGACAACAUGGCCGGAAACGAAGAAUCUAAUGAAAGACAUCCAGAAGCCCUGGAGGACAUCUCCGAGAAUAGCGGGAGUAGAGAAUCUUCCGAAUCGAAUAAUCAGACGGAGUCCGAUGCAAAAGAAGCGAACUCUGAAAUCACCGACUCAGACUACAACCGAUCCGACAUCAAAGAAGACGAUUCUGAAAGGUCGCAAAACUCUAGGAAUGACAGCGAAGUGAAUGCUUCUACAAACGACCUUGAGGAAGGACGAUUGGUCAACCAGAACGGAAAAUUAACCAUCGAAGUCGAGGUGAAAGAGCUUGGUAGCAGCGAGGAAAGUGGGGACACACCUCUUCCCUCAGCAACUUUGGAAUCCAAUCUUACCCCUGUACCAGUUGACGGUACUGGUGAAUAUGAUAGCUAUAGAGUAUAUUCGGAACAAAACUUAACUUCAUCUUCUGUAGAACAUGGGCAGGGGGAAUCUAGUUACCACGAAAGGCACAGUAGGGUUGACGCCUCGAGAAGUGACGAUGUGCGAAUGAAAAAGGCCCGAGAGGCAAGAGGUGUAUAUUUACGGCGGAUGGAGCACCGAAAGAGCCAGUCGAACGUUGCUAGGACUCAGUCUAAUGAACAAGGACUGGACAGUGUCCGCAGCAGGGCGGGUGAUGCCGGUUCACCGGUCAGACGUUAUGGUGGCAGCGUGAGAAGUUUUUCUCAAAACAGGAAGAGUGAACAAUCUCGUCUGGAGAAGUGGAGUACAUCUGCUGCUUCUACUGGGGACCUGAGGGAAGCUGCUUGGGACUACUCCUAUGACA